Messenger RNA from Oryza sativa Japonica Group (Japanese rice), 2322 nucleotides. Its product is annotated as peptide-N4-(N-acetyl-beta-glucosaminyl)asparagine amidase A. The record is from RefSeq and is a predicted model, not a curated record. NCBI's taxonomy places the organism in Eukaryota, Viridiplantae, Streptophyta, Magnoliopsida, Poales, Poaceae. Gene Ontology annotation, cellular component: vacuole.
CACGAUCAACAGCCGGCAACCUGAAGUUCUGAGGUCUGAACACAAUAGUUCGAGCAGAGUAAAAAAAAGCUCCAAAAUCCCCAAAUCCAACGCCAUCGUAGCAACCCACGCUACUACUCCGGAGCAGCGACCAACACCAACUACCUCGCGUCGCGGCGGCCGCAGAGGAUGGCGCCGCCGCUCUAUCUCCUCCUCCUCCUCCCGCUCCUCGCCUGCGCCGACGAGGUCCCUGACCGCUACGCCGUCCUCCGCGCCCCGCAGGGCCCGGGUGCCAGCGCGGCGGCCAAGGAGUACCUCGACCCGACCUUCCCGCUCCCCGCGCCCCCGCCGGCGGCGCCGUCCUGCACCGUGCCGGUCCUCUCCUACUCCUUCGGCGACACCUACGGCGCCGCGCCGGCCAAGGCCUCGUACGCGCCCCCCGCCGGGUGCCCCGCGCCCUGGUCCCUCGUCGUGCUCACCUUCUCCGCCUCCUGCGCCGGCGACCAGUACGACCGCGUCGCCGCCGUCUGGCUCGACGGCGCCGAGCUCCUCCGGACCACCACCGCGGAGCCGACCCCCGAGGGCGUCCGCUGGACCGUCCGCAAGGAUGUCACCCGCUACUCCGCGCUCCUCCGCUCCCCGCCCGGCGGCGUCCUCUCCGUCAUGCUCGAGAACGUCGUCAACGACAAGUACACCGGGGUGUACAGCGUCAACGUCUCGCUGGAGUUCCAUGGAACUCCGCCGUACCUCUCCGACGCGGCAUCAUCCUCCCCUGCUGGCGUCGCAAGCAACGAUCCCAAGGAACCUAUGCUGCCGGAGUCAUACUUCCAGCCGGCGGAUCUCAUCGUCCCGAUCUCGGAUGUCGCCGGCAACGGCAAGGGCGGGUUCUGGUUCCGCAUCCAGAACGCGUCGGACUCGCACUCCAGGCUCGUAACCAUUCCGUCGAGCACCUACCGUGCGGUGCUCGAGGUGUUCGUGUCCCCUCACUCCAACGACGAGUACUGGUACUCCAACCCGCCGGACAUCUACAUCAGGGAGAACAACCUCACCACGCGGAGGGGCAACGCGGCGUACCGCGAGGUCGUCGUCAGCGUGGACCACCGCUUCGUCGGCUCGUUCGUGCCGUUCCCGGUCAUCUACACGGGCGGCAUCAACCCGCUCUUCUGGCAGCCGGUGGCCGCGCUCGGCGCGUUCGACCUGCCCACCUACGACGUCGAGCUCACCCCAUUCCUCGGCCUCCUGGUCGACAGCAACGCCCACGAGAUCGGCCUCAGCGUGUUCGACGGCAUCGCCGAGUGGCUCGUCGACGCCAACCUGCACCUCUGGCUGGACCCCAGCACGUCGGACGUGCACGCCGCGCUCGGCGCGUACCAGACGCCGCGCCUGAAAAUCUCACGCCACUACUCGACGCGGCUGCUCGAGGGCAGGUUCAAGAUCAAGGCCAAGAGGAAGUCCUCCUUCAGCGGCUGGGUCAAGUCCUCGUUCGGCAACUUCACCACGGAGGUGGAGGCGGAGCUGAAGGCGACCAGCCUGGUGGAGUUCACCGGCGACGGCCGGAACAAGACCGUGUCGCUGGAGGCGAAGCAGGAGACGAAGACGCUGAUCCGGGCGGGCGACACGCGGAAGGUGAUCGGCAGGGUGGAGAGGGAGGCCAAGUACCCGCUGUCGCUCUUCGCGGAGACCGAGGACGGCGAGAACGGCACGUCCGUCGUCACGGUGAGCCUCACCCACGGCCUCAGCGUGGAGACGGAGGUCGAGACGAAGGCCCUCGAGAGCAAGGAGAAGCUCGAUGACGCGCAGGCCGCGCAAGGGUGGAUGGUGCUCCUGGACCACGACGUGCUCAACGGGUCGGUGACGACGACCCAGGCGUACCGGUUCAGCGACGACGAGCGGGAGUACGAGCGGGCGAUCGACGUCGUGGACGGCGCCGUGCUCAGCGACAACGUCACCGAGAGCUUCAGCGCCCUGGCCGCCGCAGCGGCGGACGCUCGCCGCCGCCGGUUCCACGCCGGCAUUGCUGCGUUGUAAGGCUACCUUGGAUUGCCGUGGGAGUUGAGCUGUUUCGUGUCAUCGAUGGCUACGGAAUCCAGGUGAAAUUCGUCAGUUCGAAGAAUUCUUAUGUGCAGGAUUCGUUUCCGACCGCAUCGACGUGACCAAGACUAUUGCUUUUCUUCAGAGGUAAAUUGUGCACUGUAAUUUGUAUUUAGCGUAUAGUUUCUGUAAUCUGUAUUAUGUAUGCAAUUUUGUCGGUGUGAAUCGUCGUUUCUGCUUUUGCAGUUCAAAUUUUGGUUGUGUUUGUCUUAAUAAAAACGAAAUAAAGCUGGAAAUUGCAGAUUACUACUA